GCUGAAUUUGGAGUUUGGCGUGUUGGAGGAGCUCAGGUGUUCUUGGUGAAAUGCGAUGAGCUUUUCAGAUGUUGAGCAGAUAUGAGCGCAGUCUGUCCAUCUACACCUCAUUUAACAUCAUGGAUCAUGAAGAGAUGUUUGAUAGGUUUAGUUUUGCUUUACUGGAAAGGUUGUGUGGUUCUGUCCUUCAUUCCAGCUUUACUUCAGGUGGUGUCUAACGGCCUCCAGCACACUCCACGUCUGUCGUGUUGUGACUCAGAUGAGUUAAAGACGCUCCCACAUCUCAGAGACAUGCAGCGGCAUGAACGUGUUCAUGUUGACAGGAGAAACGGCUCGUGUGUGUGUGUGUGUGUGUGUGUGUGUGUGUGUGGAAGUAUGUGGAAGGCAUCGGUGAGGUUCAUGCCGUCUGCUCCACCAUCCUCAGAACUCAUGAAGAGAGAAGAUGAGUCCGUGAGCUGAACAGACAGAGAUCAUCAUCGUAUCAACAACACAUCUCCACAGCUUGUCAGCAUGUUUCAGAGGAAAAAGAAGAAGAGAAGGUUGGAGAUCUCUGCACCGAAGAACUUCCAGCACCGGGUCCACACGUCCUUCGACCCGGUUCACGGCUGUUUCAUUGGCCUGCCGCCUCAAUGGCAAAGUCUCAUAGAAACACUGAAGAGACCCAAACCCGUGGUGGACCCGUCCGGCAUCACGCACGUGCACCGCAGACCGAAGAAGAGCAUCGUGCGCGGCAGCUUCAUCGGACACGACGAUUAUAUUUCUGCGGCGAUCGCGCAGUUGAGUCGACUGUCAGUGAGCAGCUCGAACUCUUUGAGACGCAGCAGUCCGUCUCUGCGCAAACGCGCGCAGUCUCUCGGCCGCCUGACAGAACUCACUGAAGGGGAAACAUACGAGUAUCAGGGACUGAAUGAAGCCAAUCAGAGAAACGGAAAGCAGGUCACAGACUGCCGCACGAGAUCCCGACAGGUCCACAGUGAAAGUGGAAGUCCACGGGCCGGGUCUAAGAUGACCUUUAACUGCAGUGACGACCGACCGAGAGCCAAGUCGAUUCACGAAGCGUCGAUGCUGAUGGAAGAAACGGCGCUCAUGCCGCGGGAUAUAUUACUCCUGCCCAGAGCUGCUCGUGAACGGCCCGUGGUUUCAAGAACCGGCGGCAGAAACAGCGAAAGGCCCGUGUCGUGUCUCUACAGCACAUACAGUGCGGCCGACGAAUCAAACAUCAGACCGAGCACGAGCGUGAGCGCGGGUCAGCCAAGAGUGUCAACACCCGCGAGACCGCACUCCGCUUACAACUUCAAGAUAAAUUCUGCCGGUGACCCAGCCGGAUCCAAACCCACUGUCACCAGUAGUCCAAAACCAGUUCAUGGACCCCUCGCCCACCACACUCCACGUCAAUUCUCUAAUGGCAACUCCAGAAAUUCACUCAUCAACAUCUCAACCGCUUCAGCCUCAGUCCCGCCAACACAAGACAGCCCGUCCCAGCCCAGACCCUCACCCACGGGCUCCUCCGCGAGUCCAUCGGGUACAUCAUCGCCCUGUCUCAGACCAGCCCAAACACCCAGCGUCAUCACAGAACCACCCAAAGUCACUCAUGAACAGUUCAAAGCCGCUCUUCAGAUGGUCGUGGACCAAUGUGACCCUCGGACGUAUCUGGAGAACUUCGUGAAGAUCGGAGAAGGCUCGACGGGUGUGGUGUGCAUCGCCCGGGAGAAGCACAGCGGGAGACAGGUGGCGGUGAAGAUGAUGGACCUGAGGAAACAGCAGAGGAGAGAGCUGCUCUUUAAUGAAGUGGUCAUCAUGAGAGAUUACAGACACAGGAAUGUGGUGGAGAUGUUUAAGAGCGCUCUGGUGGGUGAAGAGCUGUGGGUUAUCAUGGAGUAUCUGCAGGGCGGCGCUUUAACCAACAUCGUUUCUGAAACCAGACUGACAGAAGAGCAGGUGGCUACAGUGUGUGAAGCUGUACUUCAGGCUCUGUGUUAUCUUCACGCUCAGGGUGUUAUUCACAGAGACAUCAAGAGUGACUCUAUAUUACUGACACUCGACGGACGGGUGAAGUUGUCAGACUUUGGAUUCUGUGCUCAGAUCAGUAAAGACAUCCCCAAGAGAAAAUCAUUGGUCGGAACACCAUACUGGAUGGCACCAGAAGUCGUCUCAAAGACGCCCUACGGCACCGAGGUGGAUGUGUGGUCUUUGGGCAUCAUGGUGGUGGAGAUGGUGGAUGGAGAACCUCCAUACUUCAAUGAGACACCCAUAACAGCCAUGAAGAGACUGAGAGAUGAGCCGGCACCUACUGCCAGAAAUAUACACAAGAUUUCUCCGGUUCUGAGAGACUUUCUGGACUCGAUGUUAACUCGUGAUCCCCUGAAGAGAUCGAGCGCUAGUGAUCUGCUCCAGCACCCAUUCUUACUUCAGAGCGGAUCUCCUCGAUGUCUGGUCCCACUGGUGGAACAGCACCGCAAGCGCAUGUCUCGCUGCUGAGAAGAACAUUCUCACCCUGAUGUAUGACAGGAGUCUUUCAUGAGCACUUCUCAGACUUCAGACGUUCAGUGGUUUUCACUUCAUGGCGCACACUGUCUGAGGGAUUUAUACUUGUGAGCUCAAAAAAUGGUUUGUACAACAUGUGAGGAUUCAUUUUGAUUCACGUUGACAUCAAAAAUAAAAUGUUGCUAUUGUUGUACAGUAACACUGUGUGUCGUGAUAAAUGUAUAUAUGGAACUAAAGUUACCAUCUUCUAAACCACUUCACUGUGUGUAAAUAAUCAAUAUAAUUCUAUUCAUUCACAAUAAAUCUUAUUCAUUCAAUUUGAUUUGUAAAGCACUAAUGUUGCAUUGUUUCAGAGCAGCUUUACAGGGAGAAAAACACCGAGAGCAGUAGAAAACAACACACUGAAUGGUAUUAUAGAAAGCACUGUUAAUGUACAGAACCCUGCGCUAAUCUAAUAUCAUUACUGGUGUACCGUAUGCAACAUUUCAAAUGUUUCUUUGGCUCAUAAAAUGACCCUGGAUCUCUCUGAAAUCACACAACUGCAGUCAUAUUCAUAUAUUUACUUUGAUCCGCUAAAUGUAGUUAUUUUAGACGUAUACAGUAGUCAUUUAGACUUCAGGAAUUACAUUUUUAAGGCGUUGUCAAAGUUUCACAAAUGUAGUGGUGUUCAUCUUUACAAAAACGCACACAUGUGAAGCGUGUGAAGUGAAUGACCGAUCGGAUAGGUGACAGUACGUCAGAUUAUCUGUUAACUGAUACAGUUGUUGUUUGCACUUAAUGCUCAGUGCUGCUGCUCUUCAAGUGGACAAGACUUCACGUUUAAAUAUAGAAGAGAAUAUCUGAGAGACAUUUGUUAACGUUAGUAAAUGCGUUAACUAACAUGACCCGAGGAUGGACAGGUUUUGUCAUGCAUCAAUCCUUGUUAACAUCAAUAUAAUUAUUCAUGUUAGUUUAGUGUGCAUUGACAAAUGUUAACAGUUAGUUUGUUUGAUUUUAAAAAAGUAUGUGUCAAAUAAAUGUAAUUAAUAAGAACCAAUGUAAUAAAUGCUGGUGUUAGCUAAUGCGUGAAGUCAUUAACAAACAGCUUUAUUAGUGUUACCAAUAUUUGUGUGGCCGAGUAGAGACGCCCAAAUCAGAUGCAAUACUUGAGCAUUUGAGUUUUAAUAUUUAGCUCAAUAUUUUAACUUGCUCAUUUUGGGAAUUAAAUCGUUUCUUGUGUUUUAAAUGCUUCAGAAACAUUCCUUCUGGAUAUUAAGACUUCUUAAAAUAGUUGAAAAAAUAUUUGUUUGUUUUGUGUUCCCUGAAGAAAGAGUCAUAUACAGGUUUAUAACCACACGAGAGAGAAUAAACGACAGAAUUUUUAGACAAAUUUAGCCUCUUCUCUUCAUUACAAUAAAAGGAAAAUUCUUUGUUCUGUGGUACAUUUGUUAUAGUUA
Triplophysa rosa is the source of this 3920-nucleotide messenger RNA. RefSeq names its product p21 protein (Cdc42/Rac)-activated kinase 6b (gene pak6b). The record is from RefSeq and is a predicted model, not a curated record. Gene Ontology annotation, molecular function: ATP binding; protein serine/threonine kinase activity. Gene Ontology annotation, cellular component: cytoplasm. NCBI's taxonomy places the organism in Eukaryota, Metazoa, Chordata, Actinopteri, Cypriniformes, Nemacheilidae. Gene Ontology annotation, biological process: intracellular signal transduction; regulation of MAPK cascade; protein phosphorylation. The transcript has 10 exons. Bases 511 to 2478 code for a protein of 655 amino acids.